Sorghum bicolor (sorghum) is the source of this 2411-nucleotide messenger RNA. RefSeq names its product cytochrome P450 77A3. The transcript has 2 exons. Gene Ontology annotation, cellular component: membrane. The record is from RefSeq and is a predicted model, not a curated record. Bases 350 to 1915 code for a protein of 521 amino acids. Gene Ontology annotation, molecular function: iron ion binding; heme binding; oxidoreductase activity, acting on paired donors, with incorporation or reduction of molecular oxygen, NAD(P)H as one donor, and incorporation of one atom of oxygen. Lineage: Eukaryota; Viridiplantae; Streptophyta; Magnoliopsida; Poales; Poaceae.
GUGUGAGCGCGCGUCCCGCGCGGCCAUGGUGGUGGUGGUGGCCAGGCUGCUAGCUGGUGCUGGUUUUUUCUCCGAGCUCCCAUUGAAUAACACGCAGGAGCAUUCAUGGCCCUCUUUCAGAAGGUAGAUGGCGCGCAUUUACGCCUCCACGGUACGAGCCGAGCUUCACCUCGCCCCCUCCGCUAUAUAGCGCAAGCUCCACCACCCACCUCCCUCCCCCACCGCCAUUGCUCACUGCUCAGUUCAGCAGCAGCAGUAGAGAGAGAGAGAGAGAGAGAGACAGCUGGUUCAUUUCUGGCUGUCUGCCAUAGCCAUUAGCUAGCCAAGAGAAGAACAGAGAGCUCGAUCGAUGGAUGUGAACGACGUGCUGCUGGUGGUGCUGGCGGCGGCGCUAGGCGCCAUGUGGUGGCGCCGGUGCUCCAAGACGGGCGGCGUCGACGGUCUCCCACCAGGUCCGCCGGGUUGGCCGGUGGUGGGGAACCUGUUCCAGGUGAUCCUGCAGCGUCGCCCGUUCAUGUACGUGGUGCGCGACCUCCGGGAGAAGUACGGCCCCAUCUUCACGAUGCGGAUGGGGCAGCGCACCCUCAUCGUGGUCACCUCCGCCGACCUCAUCCACGAGGCGCUCGUCAAGCAGGGACCCAUGUUCGCCAGCCGGCCCGCCGACAGCCCCAUCCGCCUCCUCUUCAGCGUCGGCAAGUGCACCGUCAACUCGGCGCCCUACGGCCCGCUGUGGCGCGCGCUCCGCCGCAACUUCGUCGCCGAGAUCGUCUCCCCGCACCGCGUCAAGAGCUUCUCAUGGAUCCGCGAGUGGGCCGUCGACGCGCACCUCCGCCGCCUCCGCGCCGAGCUCGCCGGAGAAGGUGCCGUGAGGGUGAUGGCUAGCUGUCGUCUCACCAUCUGCAGCAUCCUCAUCUGCAUCUGCUUCGGCGCCAAGAUCCCCGACGAGCUGAUCCGGGAGAUCGAGGAGGUGCUCAAGGACGUGAUGAUGAUUUCCUUGCCCAAGCUGCCGGACUUCCUGCCCCUCCUCACGCCGCUGUUCCGGAAGCAGCUGUCCGAGGCCCGUGCGCUGCGCCGCCGCCAGCUCGACUGCCUCGCGCCGCUCGUCCGCGCGCGGAGAGAUUUUCUCCGCGACGGCGCCGGGAGCCAGGAGGCGGCGGCCAAGGGCGGCGUGGAGAUGAUGAGCGGGCCCGGGGAGGCGUACGUGGACUCGCUGUUCGACCUGGAGCCGCCCGGCCGCGGGAAGCGCCUCGGCGAGGAGGAGCUCGUCACGCUCUGCUCCGAGGUCAUGAGCGCCGGCACCGACACCAGCGCCACCGCGCUGGAAUGGGCCAUGUUGCACCUCAUCCUCGACCCCGCCGCGCAGGAGCGCCUCUACGACGAGGUCGUCGCCAAGGUCGGCAAGACCGCCCGGAUCACCGAAGCCGACGUCGAGGCCAUGCCCUACCUCCAGGCGGUGGUGAAGGAGACGUUCCGGCGGCACCCGCCGAGCCACUUCGUGCUGUCGCACGCGGCGACGCGGGACACGGAGCUGGGCGGGUACCGCGUCCCCGCCGACGCCAGCGUGGAGUUCUACACGGCGUGGGUGACGGAGAACCCGGCGACGUGGCCGGACCCGGAGACCUGGCGGCCGGAGAGGUUCCUGGAGGGCGGCGAAGGGUUCGACACCGACAUCACGGGCACCAGGGCGCUGCGCAUGAUGCCGUUCGGCGCCGGCCGCCGGAUCUGCCCCGCCGCCACGCUCGGCGUGCUCCACAUCCAGCUCAUGCUCGCCAACAUGGUGCGCGCGUUCCGGUGGACGCCCCCCGCCGGCGAAGGACCGCCGGAUCCCACUGAGACCUUCGCGUUCACCGUCGUCAUGAAGAACCCGCUCCGCGCUGCCUUCGUCGAGCGGAACGCCACGGCGACCGCGGAGUGAUGGUGAAAAGUAAAAAAAACAAAACAAAAAAGUUACUACUCUGGCUGGGUAAGUUGCUGCCACGUGUGCGUGCGUGUUGUGCGUUGCAGGGUACGUACGGGUGGGUGAUUAUGGCGGGGUUAAUUCGGUGCCGCGCGCGGCGGCAGUUAUUAUUAAUUACUCACGGUGAAGGUGAUCAAGUGCUAUGGGUCGGUCCGUCCUAGCCGUUGGUUGGUUGACGGAUGGCUGGAUGGAGAGAUGGAUGUGAAUGCUGCCAUGCAACGCACGACGCUGUCAUAAUAGUAUGUCAUGAAUUUUUUCUAGUGCUCUCUGUGCUUCUAAUUUUUUAGUAGUACUGUUUUUUAGCCUUCUCUCGUUUUUUUUUAUUUUCUUCUCUUGAUUUGAUUGGAUCAAAGAAAUGUACGUACUAGCUAUUGCAUGAUCGAUCUGCUCGAUCAUAUAUAUAUUGGUUGUCAUCUCAUGUCCAGAAAUAACAAGGUUAAAUGAUUUCCUCUCU